CUUAAAGAAUUUCAAAACCAACCACAAGGGAAAGAUCUGUGAAUUUUUGUAAUGGAAAGCGGUAGCCUCUAGGGCCCAGAGGAUAUGCAGGGAGGCAUUUUCUCUUGCUGGUGCAGCGAGCGAGCGAGACCUGGAAAUGAAAGUAAAGAGAUCAGGAGGCACAUGGAGGGAGCUGCAGGGGCAGCCGAUCCAGAAACAGAAUGCUGCCUUCUAUAAUUAAAUAGCACUUACUAUUAUUAUUACUUCUAGUAAUAAUACAUUAAUAAUAUCUCUAGUAAUAUAAUACCAUUUAUCAAGGAAAGUUUAUACAUAGUGUGGGGGGGAAACCCAAGGAGAGCAACUAUAAUGGAGAGACAGAAGAGAAAACAAGAAAUAGAGAAAGGACUUCAGUUCAUCCAGUCCACGUUACCCCUAAGCCAAGAAGAUUAUGAGGCCUUUUUGCAGAAGCUGGUGAGAAACCUGUUUGCAGAGGGCAAUGAUUUGUUUCGAGAGAAGGAUUUCAAGCUUUCGCUGGUACAGUAUGUAGAAGGGCUAAACGUGGCAGAUUACGCAGCCUCUGACGAGGUGACCAUCCCGACGGAACUCCUGUGCAAGCUGCAUGUCAACCGAGCUGCCUGCUACUUUGCCAUGGGGUUGUAUGAGAAGGCACUGGAAGACAGUGAGAAGGCUUUAAGUCUUGAUAAGGAGAACAUCCGAGCACUCUUCCGGAAAGCCCGCUCCUUAAAUGAACUUGGAAGACACAAGGAAGCAUAUGAGUGCAAUAGCCGAUGCUUGCUGUCCCUCCCACAUGAUGAAAGCGUCACGCAACUGGGACAGGAGCUUGCCCAGAAGCUGGGACUGAGGGUUCGAAAAGCAUACAAAAGACCUCAGCAGGAGUUGGAAACAUUUUCGCUACUCAGUAAUGGCACAUCAAUCAAUUUGUCAAACCAGACCACUUCCAAUGGAUUGGGUUCGAUAGAUGACAUCGAAACAGACUGCUCUAUGGACCUGCAGUGCCUCCAAGCUCCUGUGGCAACCUCCAUCCCUGUGAGCGAGGAGCUGGCCCCUUUGCCCUCUGACUCAGAUGCAAAGGGCUUGCCGACCUCGCUCCCUGCUGCCAGCUUGCUCCCAUCUCCAGACUGCGUGUCCCUGCCAGUGCCUGAGAGCGUGGAGGACUUCACAGAUGGGGACAUCAUUGGGGAAGAACUGGAUUCCCUCCUGGACUCCCUUGCCGAAGGGUCACCAUACCCUCUAUCUCUGGUCCAGGGCACCAUUCCUACCAACCUGCCAACAGAGAUGCCCCAGCUGAUCCCUGUGUUUCCCGGGGGAACUCCGCUGCUGCCACCAGUCGUGACAGCCAGCAUCCCUGUCUCCACCCCGCUGCCACCUGCCUCCUUCGGCCUGGUGAUGGAUCCCACCAAGCAGCUCUCCUCCUCCUCUGUCCUGGAUGCCUUUGAGGCCCCGCCAGGUGGAAGUGGUGGCUCCACCUUAGAUUCGCUGGAUUCCCUGGAUCUGCUCCCUUACACAGACUCACGGCUUGAUGCCCUGGACUCCUUUGGGACAAACAGAGGGUCGCUGGAUGCCUUGGAUUCCUUUGCCAUUGAAGAAAGUAGCCCUCAGGAACUGCGACACCCACCUGGCAGCCAAAAACCAUCCCCCGUGGUGAGUGAGCCGCUCCCCCGUGCUGAUGUCCCAAGGUGCUCUGGAACCAAGGUAGUCAGCCAUGGUGGAGUGAGUCACCCAGCUGUGCCCAAGGUCACCGAGCACCUGCUGUCCCAGCCGGAACCAGUCAUGCCCAACACAGCCCUGCUGGUGAAGAACCCCUUGGCAUCUACUCACGUCUUCAAACAAGCGUGUCAUAUUUGCUACCCCAAAACAGGACCGAAGGCUGGCGAUUACACCUAUCGGGAAGGCUUGGAGCACAAGUGCAAGCGGGACAUCCUGCUGGGCAGGCUAAAGAACUCAGAAGACAAGACCUGGAAGAGGAUCCGUCCUCGCCCAACCAAAACCAACUUUGUAGGAUCCUAUUACCUGUGCAAAGAUAUGCUUAACAAGCAGGACUGUAAGUACGGGGAUAACUGCACCUUCGCGUACCACCAGGAAGAGAUCGACGUGUGGACGGAGGAGAGGAAGGGGACCCUCAACCGUGACCUCCUCUUUGACCCGUUAGGUGGGAUCAAGCAGAGCAGCCUCACCAUUGCCAAGCUCCUCAAGGAACAUCAGGGCAUCUUCACCUUUCUCUGUGAGAUUUGCUUUGACAGCAAACCCCGGAUUAUCAGCAAAGGGACCAAGGACACACCAUCUGUUUGCUCCAACCUUUCUGCCAAACACAGUUUCCAUGACAACAAGUGUCUGGUCCACAUUGUGCGUUCCACCUCCCUGAAAUACUCCAAGAUCCGCCAGCUCCAGGAGCACUUCCAGUUUGACGUGUGCCGACACGAGGUGCGUUAUGGCUGCCUGCGCGAGGACAGCUGCCACUUCGCUCACAGUUUCAUCGAGCUCAAGGUCUGGCUGCUGCAGCAGUAUUCAGGGAUGACCCAUGAAGAUAUCGUGCAGGAAUCGAAGAAAUACUGGCAACAGAUGGAGGCACAUGCUAGCAAACCAGCCAACAGCAUGGCUUCUCCCCGGGCUCCCACAUCAAGCACCUUUGACCUCCAGAUGAAAUUCGUGUGUGGCCAGUGCUGGAGGAAUGGGCAGCUGGUGGAGCCAGAUAAAGACCUCAAGUACUGUAGUGCCAAAGCCCGCCACUGCUGGACGAAGGAACGUCGCGUCCUGCUGGUGAUGUCCAAAGCAAAGAAGAAGUGGGUGUCUGUCCGACCACUGCCUUCCAUCCGCAACUUCCCACAGCAAUAUGAUUUGUGUAUCCAUGCACAAAAUGGCAGGAAAUGCCAGUAUGUGGGCAACUGCUCCUUCGCCCACAGCCCUGAGGAGAGAGACAUGUGGACCUUCAUGAAGGAAAAUAAAAUACUAGAUAUGCAGCAGACCUACGACAUGUGGCUAAAGAAACACAAUCCUGGGAAGCCUGGAGAGGGGACACCGCUCACCUCACGAGAAGGGGAGAAACAGAUCCAGAUGCCCACCGACUACGCUGACAUCAUGAUGGGCUACCACUGCUGGCUCUGUGGGAAGAACAGCAACAGCAAGAAGCAAUGGCAGCAGCACAUCCAGUCGGAGAAGCACAAGGAGAAGGUGUUCACCUCAGACAGUGACUCCAGCUGCUGGAGCUACCGCUUCCCCAUGGGCGAAUUCCGGCUCUGCGAAAGGUUCCAGAAGAGCAAGGCCUGCCCCGAAGGAGAGGAGUGUCGCUAUGCCCACGGCCAGGACGAGCUGACGGAGUGGCUAGACCGGAGGGAGGUGCUGAAACAGAAACUGGCCAAAGCCCGCAAGGACAUGCUGCUCUGCCCCAGGGAUGACGACUUCGGGAAAUACAACUUCCUAUUGCGGGAUGGCGUAUAGUAAGGGGUGGGGGGGGUGGGGAGCCUGUCAGCUGGAGAAACACGGGGCGGGUUUUCCGAGAGUGGCAGUAGCAGGGGGAGCGAGAUCUGUCUCGCAAAGAGAACUUUUUCUUUUCUUUCGUUUUAAGAUUAUGAGACGAUGAUUUAUUAGUGGUGAAUGAAAUCGUGAAUUUGAUUCUCCUUGGGCAGCGAACGCCAUGCUCACUGAGUUUGUGAUCUGUCUUCUCUCUCUUCUUUCCCCCCAAAUUCUCCUUCCUCGCCAUCUUUUUGUUUUCACUGUCCUUCAAAGGAAGGAAUCCAGUCUGUACUGGGCUGCAAAUUGGAGAAUUUCUUCUUGGGUCAUUCUCCUGCCCUUCAAUUCAGAUGCGGCUGCAGAGGUCUGGAGGACAAAGGGCCAGGUAUCUGGUGAAAGGGUGACCGUGAAGUUCAUGUGCUCCUUUUCUCAGUGCUGCAGAGCAAGCCCCGCUUAACACUGCUGCAGCCAUCCUGCUCUCCUGGGAGUUCAGCACCAGAAGAGUUAGGAAUUGAGGUGCAAAAGAAGGAAAACCACUAGAUCUGGCUUAAAACAUCAGUGCUUAAGCUCCUGCUGUCUCUGUUGCCCUGAGACAUCAGCUGGUGCUGAGGAGGGUAACAGCCGUCCGGUGUAAAGAGUGCAUCUAAAAGCAGCAAAGUAAUAAAACUGCUCGCAGCAGCAGGAGCUGGACUGUAGGUGACUUCAGACUGUUUCAGCUGACUGUACCCAGAAAGCAAGUCGGUGACUGAUGAUUAGAUGCCUUUCUCAGUGUGCGACAGGUAUUCAGGGUGGGUAGUUUGGGCUGGGUUUUUUUUUUUCGGCUGGUGUGACUGCCGCAAGUAAGACUGAAGCCAUCUAGAAGGUGCAGUGGAGACUGUGACACGCGCCGUGUCACUGUAGUCCACGCGGCAGUGCCAGGCAGGAGGAAGGCUGUAACCAAAAGGGAGCCUGUGUUUCUGUGUUGCCUGGUGUCCUGAAGAGAGGGCGGGAGGUAAUGGGGUUCCCUUCUUGUUCUUCAAAAGGCGGGUGUUACUGGCUCUUCAGAGCUGCGGUUUUCCCUGCGCGGCCGGAACUGGGUCGGGACCCGUUUAAAAGGUCACAGCGGAGCAGCACGGGUAGUGCUUUGCUGAUGGGAACCCAGCUGGAAGGGCGCUUCCCAGCACCAGAGGCCCGGCCCCCUCCUCCUCGGAGCCGGGAGCUUGUGGGUGCCCAGGGCGGGUGGGCUGCGCCCCGGGGCAGGGACCGUGCUGGGGGGAGCGGGGCCCAGCCGCGCGCCUGCUCCUGUCCCGCCUGACGUGCACCACGAUGCUGGGCUCUGGGCCAGGAUUUGUGGCUUUUACGGUGGCAGCGGGGCGAGGCAGUACUGCCCCGUGUGCCAGCCUUGUCCUUUCUGGCUGUCUCAUCCUGUGAACGGUGUGUCCUGUCCUGAGCUUCCCUCUCCUCCUCUCUUCUGCAGUCCAGCUGCCUCUGCAGUUCUGCGUGCCCGGAUGGCACCAUCCACUCAGACACAAAUACGUCUCCCUCCCAGCCCUUGUAGGGGGAUGCCUGUUUCAUCCAGAGUCUCCCAGGACAGCAAGCUCAGAGCUCUUGGCGCUGGCAGGGCUGUAUCCGUGGUAAAUAAAUACAGCCUAGCCGUGAACCGCUCGGCGCUUUGGCAUUGCUGGGUCCCCCUUUUCCCACCCUCCUCCCACAUCAUUGGGGUUCCCUGCUUCAAGAGCGAUGGGAUGUGGAAAUACAGGAGAUGUGGAAACGCAGGAGAUGCUGUGGGGACAGCUGGCACCUUACUAAACCAGCCUCCAGGCAGGUGCAUCAGCUCCGCUGGGGUUGGUUACGGGCCAGGACCUUAACAUCUGAUGAUACGGAGGUGGUUUAGUGGGAGAAGAGCGGGGGGGAGUGGUUAUUUCCAUCUCUGCCCACGUGUGGGGCUGGAGAAGGAUCCGUAGUGCUGUGGGGUGAGAGAGUGACCGACGCAUGGCUCGUUUUGAGUGGUCGGGUGCUGCAUUUUCUCCUCUGCCCUUCGCCGUAGCUGUCUGGAUCGUACCUUCUCCUGGUGCUCCUUGUGCUUGACUGGUCCAUUUUAUAAACAGAGAGUCAGUCAGGGGAGGGGGCAGGCAUCAGCUCCCGCGUCACCUCGUUCUGCUCUUCUCGGGCGGAGGCGCCGAGGAAGCGAAUCUGGAAGAGGGAACGUUGGAAUGCGUUUUUAUUUUUAAAACAAAUCUGCAUCUCUAGUGUGACUCUAGCGUUCGCUGCACCGUGAUUUCUCAUCCGAUAACUCGUUGAGGUUACAGAGUGGGUCGCUGUCCCCUCUCCCCAUCUCUGCAAUGAGAUCCGAGCUGCCUGGCGGGGCUUCGGAGGUUUGGGCUGGGGCCGAGGCGGGGAGGGGGCGAGCGUGCGCGAGGCGAGGGAGGCCCGCAGUCCCAGGGGCUGCGUCAAGAACCUCUUCUUGUUUUCCCCGAUAUGAUAACCUGGUCUGUGGUGUUGCAGUCCUUUGUCACCAGACUUGUUUUAGUGUGUAUAUAUGUGACCCCUCCCGUGAAGCAUAUAUACACAGGUAUUAAAUAUAUCGCUCUAUAUAAUAUUAUAUGUGUGUGGUAUCGAAGGAAUCUUUUAAAUGAGGGUAAAGGAAAAGGACUCGGGCCAGGAAACGCAGCAUCUCCAGUUUAAAUAUGAAGACUUGUAUUUGGGUUAGGGAAAGGGAAAUAUCAAAGAGGGGAGGGUUUUAUAUAGAUAGGUAUACAUUUUGAGAUGGGACAGGUUCCCCUGUUCACAGUUUUGAAACCCCCUAGGAUGUCCGCGCAGUCCCGUCUCACUGAAAGAGAAUUAUACUGCUAACUAGCGAGUAAAGUUCUAAUGAUAAGGCUUUGCUUAUAUUAUUUAAAGGGACAUUGUGAAAGGCAGGAAGCUUCACACUUGACUUCCCAGGCUGGCUUUGUCAAGCCAAGAGGGUUGUCUUCAUCAUGUUAUGUACUCUCAGCAGACCGGCUCGGCGCUCACGGCUCUACAACAGAUCAACCACAAGCUGUAGGGCUGCUUUAGUGGUGCAUUCACAAGAUUUGGUGAUAACUCUCUCAUCAGUCACGUGAGGGAAAAAAGAAAAUUUUGCAGCACAGAACCAAAUCUGAAGGUUAUUAACAAAAGAAGUGAUAUUUUAAUUUUAUAACAUUAGAACAGAAUCUCAUAUCCUGUAAAAUCACCACACACACUCACACAGAGCAGGGACUUUGAUUUAGAUCAGCUUGUUAAAUGCUGAAGGACUUAGUGAAAAUCUUUUACCAAAUCCUUUGGUAGGGGCAGGGAUUUAAGUGCUGCUGGGGUUGGAGUUAACCUGACCUUUCCAGGGGGAAGUGGAAAAACAAAAAAUACCCUACUUAGCUUGUAUGAAACUGUAUGUCACAAAUGGCUGGGCUUCAGCAAGUGAAAGGAAAAGAUAGCAAGGGGAUGCUGCAGUUCUGAGCUGGGUAGUAAUGAUUUCGAGUCCUUUAAUAUGUCUUUGUAUUAAUAUAAUUUAAGAAUACCACGCUUUACUAUUAAAAAAGAACUUAGUAUCUUUCAUAAGGUCUAGUAUCAGGAUAAUAAUGUAGAUGUUUUAACAACAUUUUUGUUUUUGUUCUUAAAUAAAAAAAAAAAACAAACAACAAACUUGCUUCUUUUAGCCUUUGUAAUAGAAAAUAAAAGUGUGCACUUUAAACCCUCU
This is a messenger RNA of Tyto alba (common barn owl), 7141 nucleotides long. It is a transcript of the gene ZC3H7B, whose product is annotated as zinc finger CCCH-type containing 7B. Gene Ontology annotation, biological process: miRNA processing. Gene Ontology annotation, molecular function: metal ion binding; miRNA binding; protein binding. The record is from RefSeq and is a predicted model, not a curated record. Bases 346 to 3435 code for a protein of 1029 amino acids. The transcript has 23 exons. NCBI's taxonomy places the organism in Eukaryota, Metazoa, Chordata, Aves, Strigiformes, Tytonidae.